Molecule: messenger RNA, 3660 nt
Organism: Colossoma macropomum (tambaqui)
Lineage: Eukaryota; Metazoa; Chordata; Actinopteri; Characiformes; Serrasalmidae
Gene: hacl1
Product: 2-hydroxyacyl-CoA lyase 1
Exons: 17
Coding region: 57-1766 (569 amino acids)
Biological process (GO): fatty acid alpha-oxidation
Cellular component (GO): peroxisome
Molecular function (GO): magnesium ion binding; thiamine pyrophosphate binding; catalytic activity
Source: RefSeq, a predicted model, not a curated record
GCGUGCGGCAAGUUUAACAGCGUUUUGGCUGGUUUAACCGCCGAGCAAAAAGCAAGAUGGCAGAAACAGUGACAGGAGCUCAGAUUAUCGCUGAGGCGCUGAAGUCUCAGAAUGUGGAGUACAUGUUUGGCAUUGUCGGUGUGCCCAUCAUUGAGGUGGCCAUGGCUGCUCAAGCUGCCGGUAUCAAGUAUGUGGGAAUGCGCAAUGAACAAGCAGCCUGCUACGCUGCUUCUGCAAUUGGAUAUUUGACAGGACGUCCAGCAGUUUGUCUGGUUGUGUCAGGACCUGGACUGAUCCAUGCACUUGGUGGAAUGGCCAAUGCUAAUAUGAAUUGCUGGCCUGUAAUAGUCAUUGGAGGCUCCUCUGAUCAGAACCAGGAGACCACUGGAGCAUUUCAAGAGUUCCCUCAGGUGGAAGCCUGUCGCCUUUACAGCAAGUUUUCUGCCCGUCCAAGCAGUCUGGCCAUGAUUCCAGCAGUAGUUGAAAAGGCUGUAAGGAGCAGCAUUUAUGGUCGUCCAGGAGCAUGCUACAUAGACAUUCCUGGAGACAUGGUGAAUGCCAGAGUGGACCGGACCAAUGUCAGGUUUGUAUCCUGCUGUCCCCCUCCGCCAGCGAGUUUGGCAAGCAGUCAAGAAAUCUCAGAGGCUGUCAGAGUUCUUAAACAGGCUCAGAGACCGCUGAUCAUCAUUGGCAAAGGUGCAGCAUAUGGCCGAGCAGAGAAUGAGAUUAAAGAGCUGGUGGAACUGAGUGGGAUACCAUAUCUGCCCACACCAAUGGGGAAAGGAGUGCUUCCUGAUGACCACCCUAACUGUGUGGCUGCUGCUCGAUCCAGAGCUCUACUGCAGGCAGAUGUGGUGUUGCUUCUGGGAGCCAGACUCAACUGGAUCCUGCACUUUGGCUUCCCACCCAGAUUCAGCCGUAAUGUAAAAGUAAUUCAGGUGGAUGUGUGUGCAGAGGAGUUGAGUAAUAAUGUUAGAGCUGCAGCAGCACUGCUGGGAGACGUGAGGGCUGUAGUGGGCCAGCUGGUAGAGAGCCUGAAGUCAGACAGAUGGAGAUACCCAUCAGACACUGAGUGGUGGAUCACUCUGAGAGAAAAGAUGGCUUCCAAUGCUCAGAUAUCAAAGGCUCUUGUUCUCCGUGCCACUCUGCCCAUGAACUACUACACAGCAUUCCACCAUAUUGCUGAGCUCCUGCCCAAAGACUGCAUCAUUGUGAGUGAGGGAGCCAACACCAUGGACAUCGGCCGCACCAUGCUACUCAACCACUUUCCCCGACACAGAUUGGAUGCAGGGACUUUUGGCACUAUGGGAGUGGGGCCUGGUUUUGCCAUUGCAGCAGCAGUACUGGAGAAAGCCCAGCAGACAGGACAGAGAGUGGUGUGUGUGGAGGGAGACAGUGCCUUUGGAUUCUCAGGCAUGGAAGUAGAAACCAUGUGCAGAUAUAAGCUGCCAGUUAUCAUAAUUGUCAUCAACAAUAACGGCAUCUACAGUGGGGUGGAUCCAGAGACAUGGAAGCAGAUGGAGAAGAUGGGAGACAUGACCACUGUAGCUCCUCCAGUGACGCUCCUGCCAGAGGCACGGUAUGAACAGGUGAUGUGUGCGUUUGGAGGCUGUGGGUAUUUGGUGCGGACAGUGGAAGAGCUGCGCAGUGCACUACAGCAAAGCCUGAGAGACACAGCCAUGCCAAGCCUGCUCAAUGUGCUCAUAGACCCAGCAGCCGACCGCAAGCAACAGGAUUUCCCUUGGCUCACUCGCUCCAAUCUGUAAGAGAGUUAAGAGGCAUUAAGCCAGAACAUUUUGCCAUCCAUCACUUUCCCUCUCUGCUCCUACAGUCAGUGGUCAGCUCUUUCAUUACUAACGACUGGGCAGAGCUUCAGCAGUGCCUUACUGUGUCAGGUGCUCUGUAUUCUAAAUCUACUUUGUAGUACUUUGAACAUGAGAACAUUAAUUUUAGUGUAAUAAUCAUCAUAAAAUGGUGCCAUAUCAUGCACAAACGCUGCCUCUCAAAGUUUUGGAAACUACUUGAAAUGCUAAAUAAAACUAAAAAAAUACCUUUUUAGGUUUGGUUUAUAUUAUAUAAAUAUGAACUAUUCAAAAUAAGCUACAAAAAAUAACAGUUGAUUCCAAAUUUUGCAUAGAAAUACACGCUGAUUCUACAUUGCCAAUAUUGGUCUAGAUCAGGGGUUUCCAAACAUUUUGUACAAUGUUUUGAUAUACAUAUACAGCAUGCAAGUAAAAGUAGGUAGGUUUCAAAUCAUGUUGUAAAAUGUUUUUUGUAAUAGUUUGUUACUAAUGUAUAAUUUUAAAAGGAAAAUAUUUUUAAUAAAUAUAUAUAAUUAAAAUGAUUUGUUCUCUUAUUGGGUAAGGGGUAGUGUUUAGAGAAGGGGUCACCAGUCUUAAUCACAAAUUGUCGGUGUGGCUGUAGCGUUUUUAUUCCAGCCAAGCAGGAGCACACCUCGUAUAACUAGCUGUUUGAAGACUGAGACCAACUGAUUCAAAUUGAUGACCCUUGGUUUAGAGUAACUUUCUGAAAGGCCAAAUUAGGGGUGGACGAUACAGUAAAAAUGUAAACAAUAUCAUCAUGUUUUCACGAUGCACGAUAUGUAUCACAAUAUUGUGACACACAGAUACAGUGCACUUGUAGGAUCACACUUGCUAUCAAAACUCUGGCACUAUGAUUUUUAUACAACAUUUUACAUACUUACUGCAGUUAAACAGGACUAAAUAUGCUUUCUUGAAACAUGCAGUUGCUUAGUGAUCUUUAAAUACAGACAAUAUCCACAAUAUGAUCUGGAAAGCAUGUUGUAUGUUAUAACAUUUAUCACGAUAAUGAUAAAAUAUCAUCAUAUUGCCCACCUUUAAGCCAAAUCAAACAUCCACACUGCCCUCACGCUUUGGGCAGUCUAGUUCCAGACUGUCAGGCUUUCCAGCCGUGCACUUGGGGUGAUGUAUCUGUUUAGGUGUGCCUACAGUUUUGCAGACCAGCUAAUUAAGGUCACCAGGGCCAUGUGGAUUUUAGAGCCCCUUUGAGUGUUUGAAAAGAAUAAAUUUGUAAGAACAGGGUUGAGUAUUCUUGGUCUAGAGCAGUGUUUCAGUCUGUGUGCUGGAGUGACCUUGCCCUGCACCAUUUAACUGUUCCCUUAUCAGACACAUCUAAUAGAGCUCAACAUGUAAUAUCGUUUGUCAGUUUUAAUCUGUUAGUGCAUUAAAAACCUCAGUGACCUAUAUCAAGAUCACAUUAUACUGUAGGUGGCAACUUUUUGUACUUGAGGAAACGUCCAUUAAUUAUUAGAUUUCAUGACUUUUUUUUAAUCCCUAUGAUUUUUCUGAUCCUCUCAUGUGGCUUGUUUGUUUCUUUCUUGUUUACCACAUAGUUGACCUAGCCUGUGGUUAUUGAAUUAUUGACCGGUCAUCUUUUUAUGGCGACAAUUCCACUCUUUGUUCACCACCAUCUGCUGCUUUAAGGGAACAGUGAUAAACGAUCCAGUUUGCAGUUCUGCCCCCAGACACAAAUCAUCAUGAAAAGCUUUGGGAAUUCAGUACUAUGUAAAAGUCUGACACCACCCUUUUGUGUAUUUUAUUUCUGAUUUACCCACUCUUUACUUUUUGGUUUUAUGGACUGAUGAAUCAAAAUUUGUAAUUGGGAUCAGGAGAGACAGAA